GCUUCAACUACAUUCGUGAAUCUCGCGAUGUCAACUACUACGCGACAACCACUACCAACGACAUAAAUCCUGCAAAAUGAAACGAAAUCGCGCAUCCAAUUACAUAUACAGAUCGUAAUUGCAAACUUUCAACGCGCCUCCACAAACCCCGACUCCAGUACCAUCAUCUUCACAUCCUUCACCAAAUACUCAUGCACGUUCAUCCUCCAUCGCAAGAACACGUCCACCAUCCCUCAAAUAAUUCCUAACAAAAUCCUUCACACUCGCUCCAACCUCAAAUACUCUCCCACACCACAACAGAAACAAAUGUCGCCCUUCACCCCCGAACAGGCAUCCCGCCUCCUCACAUCUUUCACCAACUUCCUCACGAUCGCCACACACUCCAUCCUCUACCACCGCGCCCUCUACCCAGCCGCUAGCUUCCUCACCGCUCGCGCCUACAACCUCCCCGUUCACCAGUCCCGCCACCCCGGCCUCUGCACAUGGAUCCGCGACGCCGUCGCCUCGGCCGCCGACCAGAUCCGCGCAGGCGCCGCGCACGCCCUCUUCAUCGUCAUAUACUCGCCCACCAGCGCCGUCCUCGAGCGCUGGGUCUUUGAUCUGUCCUCGUUCCCCGCGUCCUUUGGCGACAAGGCCAAAGUCAGCAGGGACUUCAAGACGGGAGACACGGGCGGUGACGUCAACUGGGCAGAUGUCGAUGAGGCGCUGCGUGGUGCGCUGCGCCGGAUUGCCUUUCGCGCAGAGGGGAAGGGCAAGUUGCCCGAGGGGUGCACGUUUACUAUUGCCGUCGAGUUAAGAGACGAGGCGGAGCCGCCCAUAUCACAUCCCCAGGUUUGGAUCCCGUCAGAGCCGAGCUUGCAGGUGCCGUCGCACAGGUAUCCGCAUCAUGGGACCGCGAGAGGCGGAGAGCUGACGACGCCGAUUCGCGCGGUGCAGGCUGGGCCGCUGUUCUUUGAGUGUUGGGUGGAAGAGAGGGAGGAGGAGGCGGCGUCGUCGUCGCAAGCAGAGGAGAAUGAGAUGGAUGUGACGAUUGGGUCGGACAUUACGACGCUGUCGCAGCAGAUUAUAUAAUGACACUGGUCACGGCAAGAGAAUAGAAAUGUGUAUCAGUAUGUCUUCAUAUCUACAUUAAUAAACGCCCUAAAUCAAGCGAGCUGGUUUCGUUCCAUAUGUCGCCCUAUAUAUAAUGUACAGAAAUAAGAGAAAGAGCCAUUCAUCUAAAGCCCAUGCUCGCUCCGCAGUGCUGCUCGCAAGCUAACAAUCUCUCGCUUCAAUUUCGCAUUCUCCUUCUUCAUCUUGGCCGUCUCGUCAGCCUGCUCCUUUAGCUUCGUCAUCAUCUCCUCCUUCUCGUCUUUACCCUUGCCCUUGAGCGCGCGCAGAAUUCGGCUCAGUUCCCCGUUAAACUUUUCAUAUAGCAGCUCGUUCUCAGCAGUCACCUCUUUAUGCAGCUGGUCAAUGGCACGGACCUUGGUCUCAGUUGUCUUGACAGUCGUGUCCAUUUCCUUCUGUAGCGCUGUCUGCCGCUCCUGCAGUUCCUGGAACAGCUUCGGGACCUGAAUCUCCAGUGCCCGUACAGAAUCAGCGAGGGCCUUGAUCUCGGACGGUGCACUGUUCUCGUGCAGCUUGGUGACUUCUUCGCUAAUGUUGGAUAAGACCGUUUGCAUAUUGUUGCCUGUGCUCUCAAUAGCCAGUUGGUCAGACGCCAUUCGCUCGCGCAGCUUCUGUGGCGAGUUUAGCCGCAGCUUCUGCGGGCUUCGUGUAGGACUCCGCGAUUUCCGGUCUGUUGAAUCAUUGGUAAUGUCUGACUGUGUAGCAUAGAGCGUGGGGAUGGUAGAGACGGAGAAAGCCUUGACAUGCUUCGUGGGAGACUUUGUCGGUGAGCCGCCCAUGGUUUGUUCACUUGCUGGGCUUGACCGGACAUUCUCCUUUUGCUGCGGGACCUGGAAACUCGAAUGGACGAUGCGAUCUUUGCUAGGCGACGCUGGUGAAGCUGCAUUCAGCUUGCCAGAGGUCUGCCUUGUAGCGGCCAAGGGCUGUGGCAGCUCUUCUUCAUCCUCAAGCGUAGCAGCCUCCAUGAGCAUCUUCAAAUCAGACAACGAACUACGUCUCUUCUUUUUGGGACUUCGGACGCCUAGGCCCUCGACUCGUCCACUCAUGGAAUCCGCGGUGUAAUCUGAUCGAUGAGAGCUGCCUGGGCGAGGGUCGUCAAAGGCGCCCAGAAUAGGGGGGCGACGAUUUGGCGUUCCCUGUGCCGUACCGCCGCGCAGAAAGCUGCUCUCAUCCAGGUAUCGACCGGAAGCCUUUGAGAUACUAGAAACCUCGCCAGUAGCAGGGUUGCGAUGUCGGGAAAGGCUGCGGAAGACCGAAGGCUUGUUCUCCUCCUUGGGACGCUUAAACAAGUCUAGUCCAAACCUCUUGCGAAGCGAUGAAGUGUUGGAGGCGACAGAGCCAGCAAGAGAGUUUUGCUUGCGAAGAGUCGAGUGCAUCGAACCUGCGACAGAGUUGCUAAAUUCGUAACCCUGUGCUGGUGAUUCGUGGAAGAUUCUAUCGCAGUCCUCGACCAAGCGAUCGAGCAGAUUGAUAUACAUGGAAGCGCUUCCAUUAGUAACGAGAAGCUCUGCAAACAUGAGUGUCAGUGCACCGCGGUCGCCAUCAUUGGCGCAACCGUCAAGGAGUUCCGCCAAGAGCUUGAUGAUUCGCGCAAAAGCUCGCCUGUUUUGCGGCGCCAUGUCUGCAAAGAGAUAGUGAACAAAAUCAGCAAAGUCCCCUGGCGCCCGUCUGUUAGCUCGGUCCUGAAGCGUGUCAAGCGACUGCAUUGACAUGACGGGACCCAUUUGCGAGGUCCAAGCAAUGCGGAGGAAGUUCUCAAAGGCAACAAACAAGACUUCAAUAGUUACAUCUGGCCCAAUCUCAGCAUCAUAUGGAUUCUCCACCAGCUUGUUAUACAAGUCAUUGACAGCAAGCUCGUCCGCUGAAUGACGGCUCAGGAUGUGCUUGCUGACAAUGGUACCCUUUCGGGCCAAAAGUGCCUUGGUGUAAAUGGAAAACGUCUGCUCCAACCUCAUCAACGGGUUGUCUGGGAUGUCAUCUUCAACAAACGACGGAUCGUCCCGGCCUCUAAUAGAGCCCUGGAAGGAGUGGAAGCUGUUUGUUCUGUGUAGAGAUGGCUGCAGCGGCUGCUUGGUAGACAUGACAGAAUCUGGUGUCCCAGCAGCACCUCCGCUCCACAGACUUGCGAAUAGCUUUACGGGAGAAGUCGCUAGGAACGAUUUUGUCUUCUCAGCACGGGCUGUAGAUGCCUCAAAGGUAAGGGUACGGAGAAUCUUGGUGUAGUAGGAGACCAACGGUCCUGUUAGUUGCAUAUUUGCGACGCUGUGCUGCGUGCUCAUUAGUUGAA
This is a messenger RNA of [Torrubiella] hemipterigena, 3397 nucleotides long. The record is from the annotation of a GenBank genome assembly. Lineage: Eukaryota; Fungi; Ascomycota; Sordariomycetes; Hypocreales; Clavicipitaceae.